GUUGGAAUAAAUCUGCCCAGGCAGAAAAGAGCGAAGCUUGACUAUGACUAUGACUAUUUUCAAGGAAUGUAUGAGCUCUCUUCAUCUGAAGAGGAGCUCUCAGCAGAUGAAGCAGAAUAUCAAAACUCUCCUCUUACAAUAAUAUUUGAAAGCGAGAAUACGCAUGAGGAGCUCUCUCCUAUGGCCCAGCUCCUCGUAGAAGAACAUCCCGAACUCAUCCCAUCAGCAAAAGAACUUCUGGAUGCCCUUGACCUUGAUGAAAACAAGCAUGCUCAAAAGACGAUGGAGCUGUUGAAAAACCAACACGUUCGCCAAGGUUUGGUGAAAAUUUUUGCUUAUGGUUACGCUCUUUUCGGGGCUGUAGACAUGGUGGCAGAGAAUGUGCUGGAGGACAUAACGGUUGCUAAUAGGGUAGCUCUUAUUAAACGAGAUCCCUUGUUGGGUGCAUGUCUCUCGGGAAAAGAGGACGUGGAUAUAAUGAGGGGAGCCUUGUGCAUUUUAGUUGGCUACUGGAUUGAUAAAAGACUGCAAAGAUGGCUUAAUAAACAGGCUACAAACCUCU
Molecule: messenger RNA, 562 nt
Organism: Striga hermonthica
Lineage: Eukaryota; Viridiplantae; Streptophyta; Magnoliopsida; Lamiales; Orobanchaceae
Source: the annotation of a GenBank genome assembly